This is a messenger RNA of Plasmodium berghei ANKA, 5934 nucleotides long. RefSeq names its product pentafunctional AROM polypeptide, putative. The record is from RefSeq and is a predicted model, not a curated record. The transcript is spliced from 4 exons. Gene Ontology annotation, biological process: chorismate biosynthetic process. Bases 1 to 5934 code for a protein of 1977 amino acids. Lineage: Eukaryota; Apicomplexa; Aconoidasida; Haemosporida; Plasmodiidae. Gene Ontology annotation, molecular function: 3-phosphoshikimate 1-carboxyvinyltransferase activity.
AUGCAAGAAGUAACAUUAGAAAAGAGCGUCUCCAUGCCCAAUACAUUUCGAGAAUAUGAUGAAUUUGGAUUUGAAAACAUAUAUGUAGAAAAUACUAUAUCACCAUUUUUUGAAUCAUUUCAAUUGAAAAGGAAUGACCAUGGGAAUUACAUAAUUAUCACCGAUUAUAAGCUACUCCUAAAAAUAAAAAAAUAUAUAUUUAAAAUUAUAGCUUUUCUUCUAAACAAUAAAGAAAAUGAAAAAUCAUCCCUUAAGAACCAAACACAGAAUAUACUAAAUACAAGCGGUAUCAUUACACAGCUGAGAAAAAAAAAUGACCAUAAUGAUGUAAAAAAACAAAAAAAUAUACACACAACAUAUACACAACUUGAUACAAAAAAUUAUGAACAAGUCAUGCAAAAUGUGAUUGAAAAUCGACAAAUUGGUGACAAAAAUCAACAUAAAAACCUUGCCAGACAAGAAAAAAAUGUAUAUAAUGAAAAUAUACUAAACGAAAAGUAUAAAAAUAUAAUUAAAGAGAUAAUUAAUAAUGAUAAAAUAAAUACAUUUGAAAUAGAAAAUGUUCUAAUUGUUGUUACAAGGAUACAAAAAAAAUAUCAAAAAGUUGACAAACUCGAAGAGUUUAUAGAAAUUUUAAAAAAAAUUCCAAUUUCAAGCCAAAGUGAAAUAUUUGUUUUUUUAAAUAAAUACAUGAUAUACAUUCUACAGAUUCUUCAUGAUCACUUUAAAGUGAUGAAAAUAUAUGCAUUCCCCCUUAGUAUCAGUUCAGCAAUUACAAUGAUCCAAGAAAUAUCUCGAAUUUCGAAUAACCCCAUCUUAAUCUACAUAGCAAUAUGCCUACUUUUGCCUUUAAAUAAAAAGGAAUAUACAUUUGGUUUAGCGGAGGCGCUAAAAUUUGGAAUUCUUAAUGAUAAAAAACUUUAUAUAAAAAUAAAAGAAAAGGAUUUAAAAUAUUUUCGAAAAAGGUUGAAAUAUAUAAUAUACAAAUGUAUAAAAAAUAGAGAAAAUGUAAUAAAAAAAAUGUGCCAGAAAAAUGUGAAUUAUAUGAAUAUUUUAAAUUUUGGUAAUAUUAUAGGAAAUGCAAUAAAAAGUGUAUUUGAUCAAAUAACAACUUUUGAAAAUUAUAAAAAUGAAUACAAUAUAUAUGGAAUUUACUACGAAUUAAAAAUAUUAAAUGAAAUUAAUAAGAUAAAUAUGCUUUUAUUUCUUGAUAUUGAACAAGUUAUGACAAAAUAUAAGUUAAACUAUAAAUUAAAUCAAAAUUUUCUUAAUUAUUAUACUAAAGAUAUAAUUACAUUUUUACACAAAACAUAUUGUUCUAAAGAAAAUAAUAAAAUUCCUAUUAUUCAUCUAACAGACAUAAAUAAAAUAAAACCAGAUAUUAUAGUAAAUGUACCAUUGUCUAUAUUUUAUAAAGUUCUAUCGCCCAUUGUUUCUAUUUCAAUGUGUUCGAAUUUUAUAUUAUCAAAUAUUUUUCAUAAUUCUCAAAAAAGAGAAAUGAUAAAUAUAAACAAUUUAAAUUUUUUAUUUAUAAAAAAUGUUGGAAAUAAAUCUGAAACAAUCCGUGCAAUUUACACUAGUUGCAUGUCUAUGCAAAGUGUUAUACUUAGAAAUAUUAAUCUAUGUUUCGAUGUUGUUUUAUUUAUUAAAAUUUUAAAGGAUUUAAAAUUUAAUAUAUGUUUGAAAAAAAAAACGAAGAAAAAAUAUAAAACCAUAUUUGAUAAAAUAUAUGAGAAUUCUAUUGAAACAUACAAAUGUGAACAAUAUGAAAAUUACCUAUCAAUUACGGGAAAUAUAGACAAAAGGAAUUCCAAUUUUUUAUUCAAAAAUUUUAUAUUUCAAGAUAAAAUAAUAUUUAAUGUAUAUAACUCUGGAACUGUUUGCCGAUUAAUAUUACCAUUGUUAUGUUUAUAUAUAUGCAAACAAAAUUUAAAAGCAAAAAAAGAAAAUAAAAAAUUAUUAAAAUUUAUUAUUUUAAAAGGAAAUGAACAAAUGGAAUGUCUUCGAAUUAUAAGCCCAUUGGUUAAAGUUAUUCAAAAAUCUUUUAAAUAUAUAAAAAUUAUUUAUUUAAAAAAAAAAAAUUAUUUGCCUAUUCAGAUAUCUGUAAAAAUAGAGAAAUUAAAAAAUUAUGAUAUUUUUUUAUCCAACAAUAUAUUUAUUAAUAAUUCUGCAUCUAGUCAAUUUGUAUCUUCUAUGUUAUUAAUUUCCCCAUUUUCCGAAACUAACACAUGUAUACAUUUGCUAUAUAAAAGGAUUAGGAACAAAAUUCAGAAAAAAUAUUAUUUAAAAAUAUAUAGGAAUAAAUUUUUUAAAAUACAAAUUAAGAAAAAAGUUAAUUAUUAUAAUUCAUUAAUUAAUGUCUCUAAAAAAAAUAUUUAUAGAAAAAGUUUGAAUCCCAAAGAAUUAUCAAAUUACAAAUGUAUCUAUAAUAAAGUAUUCUUAAAAAUUGUUUAUACAAAAAAAGAUAAACAAUUUGAUAAAACUCAAAUAUGUGCAAAAGAUAUAAAAGUAUGUAGUGAACAAAUCCGAAAUAGACAAAAAAAUGUUAUAAGUGUAAAUAAAUCGAAUAAUAUUUUGAAAAAAUUAAAUAAAACAUAUUUUGAAACAACUUCAAAAUCUUUUAUUGAUUUAACUGUGAAUAUAAUGAAAUUAUGGGGUGUAAAAGUUUGUGUACAAAAUUAUAAUUAUAUUAUAAAAAAUGAAAAUAUAUUAUCAAAAAAAUAUGACAAUUUUGCAUAUUUUUUAGUAGAAAGAAAAAAAAAAAAAAAAAAAAAAUCUAUACAAUAUCAUAAAAAAAGCUAUUGGAAAAAUAUAUGUAGAUAUACUUAUUCUAACUAUGUUAAAUUAAAUAGAUACAUAUGUAAUUUGAAUAAAAAUUUAUUUAUGAAAUCUAUUUAUAAAAAUAUUGUUAACAAAAUUAAAUACUACAAAUUAGGAGUUAAAUAUGAACAAACCAAAGGAAAUGAUUAUACAGAUAAAAAAAAUAAAAAUGAAACAGUUUUAGACAAUUCAUGUUUGAAUAAUGUUAGUAUUAUUUAUAAGCCUAUAUACAGAAUAUGUAACGAUUUAGGACUUUAUUUUUAUUUUAUUGUUGGAUGCAUAAUAAAAAAAAUAAAUUGCAGUUUUGUUUUAAACUUAUGUCUAAACAAUAUUAUAAUGAAAAAAAUUAGCUCAAAAUAUUAUAAAAUAAAAUAUUUUAUGAUUCAAAAAAAUGUGCAAAAUUAUUUUUUAUUAAAUUUAUUACUAUUAUUAGGUGUUGAUAUAUAUAUAAAAAUAAAAUCUGCUAGAAAUGUUAGAUUAUAUUUAUUUACUUCAAAGGGAAUAAAUAUAAGAAUAAAAAGGCAGUUGUAUCAAUACUAUGAAAAAAAUAAAAAAGAAACAAACAAAAUUAGGAAAGUGAAAUAUCAUCCUUUUGAGAAAAUAUACAUAAAUUAUUAUUUUAAUAAUAUAAACAAAGUAUUAAUAAAAAUAGUUAUAGAUGCAGAAUCUUUUUCAGACGAUUUUUUUCCUAUUUGUGUUUUAUUUUGUUAUUAUAUAAUAAUUCAUAAAACUAAAAAUAUAUUAUUCAAAAUAAAGAAUAUACAUAAUCAAGAUAUCAAAGAAUCGAUACGUAUAAAUAACGUUGUCUAUAUACUUAAGCUUUGUUUUCAAAAUUUAGUUUUGAUUUUAUGUGACAAAAAUAGUAUAUAUAUUACAAGAAUUCGCAGUUAUAUAGAUAAUUGUAUAUUCAAUUUAAAUCGUAAUAAACAUUAUAUAGACACUUCAAAAAUAGGUUAUAAAAAAAAUGUCAUAUUUUAUAACAAUUCUAAAUAUAUAUUAAAUAAUAAUAAUAUAUUAUAUUUAUUCAUAGAUACAAAAAAUGAUCAUAGAAUUAUUUUUAUGACCACUAUAUUGUCACUUAUUUUUCGAAACAUUUUAAUUGACAAUUGUUUCCAGAUUAAAAAAAGUUAUCCAGAAUUUUAUAAGCAUGUAAAUGAAUAUCUACAAAUAAAUCUUAACUAUGCCACAUCUUUUGAAUUAAAAUUUAAUCAUUUUAUUCAUUUUAACAAUUAUAACAUAUUAAAUGAACAUAUUAAUUCGUCAUUUUCGGGUUCUUUAAAUAUAAACAGUUUACUUUUUACUGAUUUAGUAAAAAAAAAAAAAAAAAAAAAAAAAUGGAAACCCAAUUUUUUAAACUAUUAUAAAGGAAUAACUAAUAACUCAGAAAUUGAAAUACCACAAAAUGAAAAUUAUAUGAGAAAAUAUAAAUAUAAAGAAAUAAUAAAAAAUGAUAUUAACAUUUGUUAUUUAUUAAAAGAAAUAAAUCGUCUUAAUAUAAAUAUAAUAUGUGGCAUUCGAAAUGUAGGAAAAUCCUUUUUAGGGAAAAAAAUAGAAAAUAGUUUUGUAAUAGAUAUAGAUGAUUAUGUAUUUGAAAAAGAAAUUAAAUUUGAUAAAAUUAAAAUAAACGAUUUUAGAUAUUAUGAAUAUCUGACAUUUAUUUCGGUACUUUAUAUGUCUUAUUGUAUUUUAGCUUACAAACCAUGCUCAAAAGGUUGUGCAAAUAAAACAAAAAUAAGAUAUACAAGUAAAUAUAAACAAAUAUUUCAUAAAGUUGAUAAUCUAUAUUUUUUCAUAAGUAAUGAUGUGAUUUUUUAUAAUAAAAAAAUAAACGAUUUAUAUAAAAAUAUAAAACAUAAAAUAAAUCAAUCAAAUAACAAUUAUAUUAAUAAUAUAUCUAUCAUUUUAGGAGGGGGGAUAAUUGAAUUUGAAAAUUCAAGAAAUGUUAUAAACAAAUUAAAAAAUGUUACAAUUAUUAAAAGAGAUAAAUAUGAAUUAUAUGAAAUAUGUAUAAAUGAUAAAAUAAAACCAAAACUAUCAGGAAAUUUAAUUGAAAUUAUAGAAAAAAGAACUAUAAUAUUUAACGAAUUAAAUAUACCUUUUCAUUUUUCGAUACCUACAGAAUAUAUUAUAAAUAAAAAUAUAAAAAAUUUAAAUAAAACAAGAAAUAACUUAAUUGUAGCUAGUUUUCUAAAUUUUUUUAAUUAUAAAUUUUAUGUUAAACCUAUUAUAAAUCCUAAAUUAUUAUUUACUCAAAUUAUUUCCAUAAAUCUGAAUGAUUUCCAUUUAUUUAAUUAUAAAUCAAUGGAAUCCAAUUAUGAAUAUGUUGAACUUAUCAUCAAUGAACAAAAUGAAAGUCAAACCAAAAAUCGAAGUGAAAUAAACGAAAAAAGUGUUAAUUUUCCAUCCAUAGAUUUCGAAUUGCUAAAUCUAGCUAUUUUUAUUAUUCGAGCAUAUACAUCUAAACCUAUUAUAAUAAAAUUAAGCAAAUAUUUUUUUUGUCAUAAUUUUAGUAAAAGUAUGACCAAUUCAGAAAAAAAACAACUUGAAAAAAUAAAUCUUAACUAUUUAAUAAAUAUAUUUUAUAAAUACAAAAUUAACAUAUUUGAUAUUGAUAUAAAAUAUGUAGAUAUUUUAGAAGAACAAAAUGAAAAUUGUUUUUUUAUUAUUUCAAAAAAUGUAAAUGAAAUAAAUAAACUACAAAAGUAUAUAAGCAUAGUUAAUAUGUUUUAUGUGGGUUGUUUAAAAUUGUCAUUUCAUUUAUUUUCUAAAAAAAAUAAAGAAUUACUCAACUCAAUUUUAAAUGAAUAUUAUAAAGACAGAUUAAAAAACAAAUCUUUGCAAAGCUACAACCAAUAUAUAAAAAAAAAUGGAGAAUAUAUUUUAUUAUAUAAUAUAGAAUCUAAAUAUAACCCCUUUUCAGCCUUUUUAUAUAACCAAAUAACAAAUUUUAAAUUUCAAAAGUCCUUUUUAACCAAUCUACAUAAACAUAACUCCAAAAAAAUAUUUCAAAUAAUCAAACAAAAUGAAAGUCAAAUAUUAUAUUCCAGUUUUAUGUAUACCCAUUAUUACACAAAUUGUAUAAUUGCUAUUUGUUAUUCCUCCAAUUGUUUGUAG